CCUCCUCCUCCUCCAGCAGAAGCGGCAGCAAGUGGGAGCCGUAAUGGCAUGCGUUGCGCCGACGUUGACGGACAACGGUCAGCUUUACACCUGAGGACAACGAAACGGGGACCCAGUUGGAGUCCCGAGAUUAUGUCCGGAGCUCGUUGCACUGUGGAGAAAAGUUUAUCAGAAGUAGGGAUACACCGGCGGCGGUAACAUGGCAGAGCGCAGCAGCUGCGAUGUCAACAUCCUCAGCAUCCCAGUGCCCAUUCGUCGCGGCGGCUCAGAGUCCAACUUGGACGUGGUGGACACCGUCGGACAUGACGGAGUGGGACUGGAUUUCACCAAGGGAGCGCUGGGUAUCGACAGCCUGCAGCAGAAGAUCCUCAAGGUGACAGAGCAGAUUAAAGUGGAGCAGGCGGCUCGGGACCAGAAUGUGGCUGAGUACCUGAAGCUAGUGAACAAUGCCGACAAGCAGCAGGUAUCGCGUAUCCGCCAGGUCUUUGAAAAGAAGAACCAGAAGUCGGCGCAGACCAUCGCCCGGCUGCAGAGGAAGCUGGAGCAGUACCACCGUCGCACCAAGGACAGCGAGACUAACGGCAAGCAAAGCCACCGGGAUGGGAGCAAGGAGUCAGGGACCCACAGUAAGGAGGGCAGCCUGCGGGACGUCAGCGCCACCGGACGACACCCAGCGCUGGAUAAAGUGAAGACGAUCGGUCCUGGUGUGUCGCUCUCGCCGCCUUUCUUCUUCAACAAGUCGCGGGAGUUCGCCAACCUCAUCAGAAACAAGUUUGGCAGCGCCGACAACAUCGCUCACCUCAAGAGCUCCAUGGAGACAGGGUCAGGGCUGCAGGUGGAGGGCGGAGCGAGGGGUCUGAGCGGCAGCGCCACCACAGUAGCCAAGACGACCAAGUACCAAAGUGACGAUGAGUGCUCCACCGGGACGUCUGCAUCCGCUGACUCUAAUGGGAACCCGGCGGGGGGUUCGGGGGCAGGGUCUGGGGGCCCAGGGAGAUCAGACUCCAACGGGCGUCUGGGGGAGGUGCUGGACAUGGUGCGGGAGAUCAGGGAGGCUCAGGGACAGCUAGCUGAGGACAUGGAGACUAUGAACACACAGUUCAAACGAGACUACAGCUACUUCACACAGAUGAUGCAGGAGGAAAGAUACAGGUAUGAGCGGUUGGAGGACCAGUUAAAUGACCUGACGGAGCUCCACCAGCACGAGACCAGUAACCUGAAGCAGGAGCUUGCCAGUAUUGAGGAGAAGGUGGCUUACCAGGCCUACGAGAGGGCCAGGGACAUACAGGAAGUCCUGGAGUCGUGUCAGACUCGCGUGUCAAAGCUCGAGCUCCAGCAGCAGCAGCAACAGACCGUUCAGCUGGAAAACACCGACGCCAAGGUGCUGCUGGGGAAAUGCAUCAACAUCAUGCUGGCCAUCGUCACCGUGAUCCUGGUGUGCGUUUCCACAGCGGCCAAGUUCACCGCGCCGCUGCUGCGUAGCCGCCUCCACCUGGCGCUCACCUGCGUGGGCGUGUCCGUGUUAGCGCUGCUGUGGAAGAACUGGGAACAUUUGCAAUGCGCUUUGGAACGGUUGCUCCUCCCGCACUGAUCUGGGAGGACAAAGGAGACCAGAAAACUUUGUCCGAACCCUAGGUCCAGGUGUCCAGGAGGUGCGUCGUCGUGGCAACACAAAAAUUGGGGAGGUGUUUACAUGUAGCCUUACACCAGCCCUGGCUCCCCAGCAAUUUUGGGCUCUGUGGUGACUUGAUUUAUAGCUUUGUGCUUUGCAUGUCUAAAUGGGGUCCAAACAGAUCCACGUUAAUUCCGACCAACUACACACAGAUGUAAGCCAAUAUACAACUGAACAGAAGUGUGACAAAACUCUACAACAAAUGCCGAAGGCGCGAACGUACAAACAUGGCACAAAGCUGCCAUGACAGUGAACCACUACACUCAGAACUAUCGAACGAAAGCAAGAUAAAUCAGCUGUCAUUUAUCAGAUGGGAGCCAUAUCACUGGCUCAUCUGGUUAUCAGGAGAUUCGGGAUGGCACCAACAGACACAGACACUAAAAUCUAAAUAUAAACAAGUGGGCUUUUAUCGCAGCUCGGGAAUACAGUGAUUAUUUCCUGUCCUUAAAGGGAAGUGCACCUGUUAUAGCACCACUUCGCACCUCUAAACAAACGCUCAGUGGCUAUCAGUUUUGAACCCGAACAGUACGCCUCUUUGUGCACCAGCCAGCCACCAGCCAGCCACACACACAUCCACUUGAAGGUUGAUUUGUACUGUGUGUCUGGACUACACUGUUCUAUAUUUAUGUGAUGUUUUUCUUGUCAGUGUCUGUCAAGAGGACAAUUUUAGAGCCUGGGAUACGCGUUGUUUUAAACUGUGGUUGUGACUGAGCCUGUCUGAGUGUGUAAGUCUGUGUAUUCAUGUACUGUACGCCUGCAUGUGUAUGUUUAUACCCUGCCUCUUAAAAAAGGAAUAGUUCCACAUCUUGGGAAAUUCGCUGAGGCAAAAGUUGAUACCAAUCUCACGUCGGCGCACGAAAUAUGAAGCUAGAGCCAGGAGGUGGUUUGGUCAGCUUAGUGUGAAGAGUGGAAAAAAAAAAAAAGGAAACUGCUCGCCCGGCUCUGACAGAAGAUCACAAAAUGUACCUACCAGCACCUGUAAAGCUCAGUAAUUUACACGUUAUAGAGGGACAAAGUCAUGAUGCCUUUUUUUUUUUUUUUUUUGUGGCUCAUCGAAAAUUGUGUUUGUUAAAGGCCCCUAAAAACACGAAUAUUGAAUAAACAAUGAUAUUACAUAAAUUUCUUAACACGUGAAGUGAGCCAAAUGACAUAACGUUGAGGCCCUGGAUUUUGGGAGUUAUUAGCAUUGUUACAAAUGUCAGUGGGAUUUUGAAUGAGGUUUUCUCUCUUGGGCAAUAGAGAUCAUUCUUCUCUGUAUCUCAGUUGUUUAAUCCGAAUCAAAACAAAAGGUAUAAAAACACAAAUAUGGGGAUUUUUGCGCUGGACUGUUUCUUGGUUAGAAGAAGUAAUCCUCCCGGCACAGAAACUACCAUAAAACCACAGUGUGUCAUCUUUACAUGUAAGACUUUUGUACAGAUUAAACAGACAUAUUAAUUAGUGAGCUUUGGAGGUGCUGGUAGGCGGAUUUUGUUACCCUUGAAUAAUUUAGCUCUUAGCUCUCAGAAAGAAAGCUUAUGAGCUCAUUUCCCAAAAUGUCAAACCAUUCCCCUCAGAGGAAAAGCUCAUGAACUGCCUCCUGUCAUGUUCAUUUGAAGCUUCUGGGUUUCCUCCCAUAAAAUCUGAUUUUAAAAAAGUUGCUUCCCAAAGCGAUUGGAGAGAGAAGGAGAAAAAAAAGGAAACUCGGUCCGUUAGUGGACUCCCUUUACUCAGUUCCAAAGACUGCAGCGUGUAAACUGUGAGGAAGGCCCACCCGAGACCUGCUUUCAGUGCAGAAAGCACAACUAGCUUUUUGAUAGAAGAGAAGCAGAGCCUCCCUGUGAUUCCUCUCCAGUCGGAGAAGGCGCUCUGAAUGCAGGCACGUUUGACUCAAAGAUCCUGAUUUUAUUGAAUUGCCUUUUUACGAGGUCGAGCAUUGCAAUUUAAUGUCUGUGUGAAGCCUUUGUUGUUGUGCUGCGUACGUGUCCGGCGGGAAUAACAGUAGCACUGCUCUGACAUUUCGAAUUCCUGACUUGAAAGGAUUCUCACCUGCAGACGAGACGGUGACCGAUUGCUGCUGUACAUUUUAGUGGCUCAUAAUAAAUCCUUUUACACACUUGACUCUCUCGCACAGCUGGGGGGUGACUCACGGGAGGUGAUGUCUGAAACGAGCACAGAAAGUCCCGCCGUCGCAUUUUGAGACUCGUGAUACGUAACGACUUGGAGGGGGAACAUUGUUCGGUUUCGGUUCUUUUUUUUUACGUGAAAUAAGUUUGGCUGUUCCUGUGCUAAAAUGCUGAAAUGUAAGCAACCUAGAAAAAUCGGGCCCAUGGGUGUGUCCCCGAGCAGCAUGUACCCCUUGAGACUGCCAUAAGUGGUGAUAUCAGAAUCACAGAGACUGUUUUUUAUUUUUUUCCCGCGUGACAUGAAUGCAGUGUCACAGACCGGAACCGAGGGAACAGAACAAUGUAGCUCCGUUGCUCCCUAACCCUGUGUCACUGUGAUGAUGAUGAGGGGUUGAAAUGGGACUGAUGCCUUCUCAAUGCAGCUUAUUUCUUCUACUGUGUAACUCUCUAUUCUGUUUAUGUCCUUUCG
Molecule: messenger RNA, 4243 nt
Organism: Xiphias gladius (swordfish)
Lineage: Eukaryota; Metazoa; Chordata; Actinopteri; Istiophoriformes; Xiphiidae
Gene: tmcc3
Product: transmembrane and coiled-coil domain family 3
Exons: 5
Coding region: 200-1591 (463 amino acids)
Cellular component (GO): endomembrane system
Source: RefSeq, a predicted model, not a curated record